AUUAAAGAAGAUCAGAUUCUUUCAAUGAUGACAUACGUGUGCUGCGGAAUUUCUUCUUUGACGCUAAUUUUAACUGUAAUUUGCUUCCUGAGUAUAAGGUCAUUACAUGGCAGAAGAAGCAUCAUCACUGGUAAUUUAUGCUUUUCUCUCCUCAUCACAAAUCUACUCGUAAUUUUUGGCCUGGAUCAAACUCACAAUAAAAUUUUAUGUGCAGUAAUUGCUGGUUUGCUUCACUUUUGGAUUUUAUCUGCUUUCUGCUGGAUGCUGGUCGAAGGGUACCACCUCUACAGAAUGGUCAUUCUUGUUUUCCAACGAGGAUCUACUUUAUCUAUAAAACUGUAUUAUAUAUUUGCUUAUGGAACAUCUGCAAUUGUGGUCAGCAUUUCGGCAGCCGUGAGGUCUAAUGACUACGCUAGAAAAGAUUAUUGCUGGCUGUCAUCAAAUAACGGACUGAUGUGGAGUUUUGCUGGUCCAGCCUGUGCCAUUAUUUCAGUGAAUAUAAUAGUAUUUAUAUUGACUCUAAGGUCAGCAUCAAGUGUGAGAAUUAAGCGGGAGCAAUCAACAUUGAAAAAAAUAAAAAGCUGGGUAAGAGGAUCUAUGUCUGUUAUGUGUCUAUUGGGCUUGACGUGGUGCGUGGGAUUAUUUUACAUAGACAAGAAGCUGCACUUUUUCUCAUAUAUCUUUACUAUAUUAAAUGGACUACAGGGUGUGUUCAUUUUCUUCUUUCAUGUUCUCUUGAACGAUAAAGUCAACAGUUGGUGUUCAUGUAAAGGAAGCAAACAAGAUAGGAGAAAAUACUUAAACCAGACAUCCAGCAAUCGCUUGCACAGCAAAACCUCAACAAGGACUAGUAUGAAUAGUUUAGGAGGGACUACUUCAAAUUUGCCAAUUUCCACCUCACGAAGUACAGAAACGCAAGCAAAUAUGAUUUCGUCGAAGGAAAAUGGGAGAGUCUUACCCCAAUCAAGGACAGGAUUCUCAAAUUCUAAGAAGACUCACAUAAAUUACCGAAAAAACAAGGCAACACAUACUAUGUCAGAAACUAUGCCGUCAAAAGCUUCAUCUUCUUAUGUAAACAAAAUUCGGUCUCGGUCUCUCCCCGAAGAUACAUAAAAUCAUCAUACGAAACUGGGCUUUAUAAAGGAAGGUAACUCAAAGUACUUAAAACAUUAGACUUCAAAAAGUAACUUCAAAACUUGACUUUCACUAUGUUGAAUAAAAUUCUCAGUGAAGACUGAUAACAAGCAUUGUAAUGCAUUGUGAUAAUAAAUGCGCAUGUAUAAACAUAUAUAUUGUGAUAGAAGAAUGAAAUAAUAUCCCACGAAGCAAAAUUGUAACCAAAUGUUCAUAGCCCCAGUUUCAAGAUGAUAUUUAUAGGUGCCCCGUAAGCUCUGGAACCGCUGGCUUCAUACGUCCUGAAUCAUAAGGUAUACCUUCUUUUAGAAUGUAAAUAGAAAAAGGUAAUGAAAGAAAGUAAAAUCAUUUCCAUCACAGG
Molecule: messenger RNA, 1495 nt
Organism: Stegodyphus dumicola
Lineage: Eukaryota; Metazoa; Arthropoda; Arachnida; Araneae; Eresidae
Product: adhesion G protein-coupled receptor L3-like
Biological process (GO): G protein-coupled receptor signaling pathway; cell surface receptor signaling pathway
Cellular component (GO): plasma membrane
Molecular function (GO): G protein-coupled receptor activity
Source: RefSeq, a predicted model, not a curated record